AUGUCUCCUCCUGCCAGCGUUGACUUUGAAUCCAAAGGCUCCAGUCAUGUCAAGCGUAGGCUGUCCAGCAUUGGCCAUGCAGGUAAAAAGCCUGUUGUCCAUGCUUACUCCUCCCUUGCUCCCAUGUGGGCAGGUAUUGCUGGCGCUGUCGUGAAUGGUGGACAAGGUUUUGAGAUCGCAAUUUCCGUACACGACUCCGUCUACAACACAGAUUUCGCAUCGGCCAUCAUGCCUUACACUCCCAACGACCCCACCAAGUCCGCAUCUGAGAUUGCGAACCACGUUAUUCAGACCAUCAAGAAGUUCUCUCAGGAGCACUUGUGCAAGUUCCUUGGCGCUGGUGUUACUCUCGGUCUUUUGAAAGAGUGUCCCAACCUCUGCACUCUUUUAUGGCUCGAGACUGAUAUCGUCCCAAUCGUCUUCAAUAUCAAGUCCUUCCACACUGAUUCAUUGACACGUCCCAACGUCAAGCACCGCAUCUCCUCAACCACCGGCUCAUAUGUUCCCUCCGGUUCUGAGACCCCCACAGUCUAUGUUGAUCCGUCCCCACUUUUGGACCAGGACAACAACCUCCAGUCGGGUGUUGCCACCAAGCUUCCCAUCCCGCGUACCCUUGAUGAGCAAGCGGAUUCUGCCGCCCGAAAAUGCAUCAUGUAUUUCGGCCCUAACAAUAACCCUCGUCUAACCAUCGGUCCCCGUAAUCAAGUUACCGUGGACGCAGCCGGCAAGAUCCACCUGAUCGAUGAUCUCGAAGUGUACAGAAAAUCUGUUGGACCAGGUACUUGGAAUGCCGUCAACAAACUUGCGGACGAAUUGCGGGAGAAAAAGGUCAAGAUCGGUUUCUUCUCUUCCACACCUCAAGGGGGUGAGUGGCUUAUCAUGCGACAUGCUCUUGUCAGAUUCCUUACUGCUCUGGAUGUUGAUGUUGCAUGGUACGUGCCGAACCCAUCACCGAGCGCUGUCGCUGCUCCAGACCUUCGCCUCACCCAGGAGGCGAAAGAUCAGUUCGAUGCAUGGAUCCUGAAAAAUGGACUUAGAUGGACUGCAGAGGGCGGGCCCCUGGCCCCUGGUGGCGUUGACAUUGCUUUCAUUGACGACCCUCAGAUGCCUGGUCUUAUUCCGCUCAUCAAAAAAGUCAGACCCGAGUUACCUAUCGUAUACCGAUCGCACAUCGAGAUCCGCAGCGAUCUUGUGCAUGCAAAAGGUUCUCCUCAGGAGGGAGUCUGGAAAUACCUCUGGAACAAUAUCCAGUUGGCAGAUCUCUUCAUCAGUCAUCCAGUCAACAAGUUCGUCCCUAGCGAUGUCCCUGUCGAGAAGCUGGCAUUGUUGGGUGCCGCCACUGACUGGCUCGAUGGGUUGAACAAGGACCUCCACCCUUGGGAUAGCCAGUUCUACAUGGGCGAAUUCCGAGCCCUCUGUGCGAAGGAGAAGAUGACCGAGCUCAAGUGGCCUCAGCGGGACUACGUUGUCCAAGUUGCCCGCUUCGACCCGGCGAAGGGUAUUCCAAAUGUCAUCGACUCUUACGCUCGCUUCCGCGCCAUGCUCAAGGAGUCCGGAAGGGUUACCGAAGAGGAGGUGCCCCAGCUACUGAUUUGUGGCCACGGUGCUGUCGAUGACCCUGAUGCCAGCAUCAUCUACGACCAAGUCAUGAACCUCGUCAACUCGCCUGACUACCAGGUGUACCAGAAGGACAUUGUCGUGAUGAGAUUGCCCCCGAGCGACCAACUUCUCAACGCCCUGAUGGCUAACGCCAAGAUUGCCCUUCAGCUUUCCCUUCGUGAGGGCUUUGAAGUCAAAGUUUCCGAAGCCGUGCAUGCAGGUAUACCUAUCGUGGCUUGUCGCACAGGUGGUAUUCCUCUUCAGAUCGUGCAUGGCAAGUCGGGCUACCUCACAGAGGUCGGCGAUAACAAUCAAGUUGCCAAGUACCUCUUCAACUUGUAUACCGACGAGAAGUUGUACCAGGAGAUGAGCGAGUACGCACGCACACACGUCUCUGAUGAAGUAAGCACUGUCGGAAACGCCGCUGCUUGGUUGUACCUCGCCGUAAUGUACAAUCGCGGUGUGAAGAUCCAGCCUCAUGGUGCUUGGCUCAACGACAUGUUGAGAGAGGAGACUGGGGAACCUUACGUCGAGGGCGAGCCUAGACUUCCUCGUGGCGGGUUGAACAUCCAAGGUUAA
Suillus paluster is the source of this 2178-nucleotide messenger RNA. RefSeq names its product glycosyltransferase family 4 protein. Bases 1 to 2178 code for a protein of 725 amino acids. Gene Ontology annotation, molecular function: glycosyltransferase activity. The record is from RefSeq and is a predicted model, not a curated record. NCBI's taxonomy places the organism in Eukaryota, Fungi, Basidiomycota, Agaricomycetes, Boletales, Suillaceae. The transcript has 9 exons.